GAAGUUGAAUUAUAACUAUGGAAAUGAAGGUUGGGGCUUUCAUAAUUUAUUUAUAUACAAUAGCGCCCCCUUCAAAUAUAUAUAAAUAAAAAUACAAUAAAAGUUACGUUAAAAAGUACAUUAUAAAUAAGCACACGUUUAUUAUAAGUAUUUGAUUAAAUAUAAUUUAACAAAGCAUCACGAACAUAUGAAGUGUUUGUGCAUUUUAUAUUUUAACUUUCAAAAUUAAACAACUAUUAGUAACUCGGCGUGCAAACACUUUGGUAAAUUCCCACUGCUCGUCCUUACUAUGCAUUACGGUAGCAAUACCCGGAAGAACUGCGCAAUUGACGUUUCCCCCCCUAUUCACUCCCCCUGCGCUCCCCACUCUCGCCUCUUUACCGCCUUCUCCUGGCGCACACGAGUUUAGCGAUUUUUUUUUUUUUUCGCCGUUCGAGUAACUUAUUGCCCAUUGCUAGUUAGUGACAAUAUAUUGGUGCCUGGAAGAAGAAAACAAUAGCGGUCAGGAACUGAAGAGUUAGGAUUUACACACCGCCAGUGUAGUGUGGCGUUUUGUGUUGCGCUGUUGAUGUGUGAACGGUGACUUAGCUUCAGCUACAAUGAGCGAAUUCUUCAGCCUGUCAGACUGCGAUGUUAUUGGCUUCGACCUGGACCACACGCUCUGCCGCUACCAUCUGAAAGAGACCUCCAGGCUCAUCUAUGAGAGCUUUGCACGAUACCUGGUGGAACACAAGGGUUUUGACCCAGAACUGCUAAGUCUGACUCCAGCCACAUGGGAUUUCUGUUUCAAAGGACUAGUAGUGGAUCUAGAGGAAGGAAACCUUGUGAAAUUGGCUGAGGAUGGAACAGUUUUACGAGCUACACACGGUACCACUAAUCUCAGCACAAAAGACAUCAGCAAAUAUUAUGGGCCUACAAGGGAAUGGAAGCAUUUCAACAGUCUUAAUACCUCAUUCACCAGAUCUGCAAAGUACUACUUCUACGACAACUACUUUGAUUUACCGGGCGCUCUUCUCUGCGGAAGGGUUGUGGAUAUGUUGCACAAGCAAGGACACAAGGUCACUUCCGACUUUUGGAAAGACAUCGUCGCUGCCAUCGACCACAAUUACAACACAUCUGCAUUCAAAGAGGAUGCAGGGACAUAUUUCCCCAGUGUGAAGAGGGAACCCGGUCGGUAUCUGCAGCCCUGCUCUGACGCGGUCAAGAACUGGCUGCAGAGCAUGAAGAAUGCCGGGAAGGUCCUCCUGCUCAUCACCAGCUCUCACAGCGACUAUUGCAGGCUCAUCUGUGAACACAUCCUGGGGAAGGAUUUCGAGGAGCUGUUCGAUGUCAUCAUCACAAAUGCUCUAAAGCCUGGUUUUUUCUCAUUAGUGCCGAUGCAAAGGCCCUUCCGGACCCUGGUAAAUGAUGUGGAGGAGAGAGAAGGGCUGCCGUCACUGGAUAAACCUGGCUGGUACUCCCAGGGCAACUGGGUCCACCUCCAAGAGCUGCUGAAAACCAUGACAGGGAAAUCUGAGCCAAAGGUUGCGUACUUUGGAGACAGCAUGCGCUCAGAUAUGUUCCCCGCGAGCAGCUUCGGGAAGUGGGAAACGGUUAUGAUAGUGGAGGAAAUGGAGGGGGAGGGGAUCCCAAAGAGCGACGCAGCAAUCUCCAAUGAGGCCCAAGUGGAACCGCUGGAGAAAAAGGGAAAGUUUGAGGAGCAGGGCAUGAAGUCGCCCUCGGCUGUGUCCAAUCAAUGGGGCUCGUACUUCGUCGACGUUCACAGGAAUGAAGAAGGGGACGAGGAGACCCAGAAACUCACCUGGUGCAGCCAGUGCAUUCACAAAUACAGCACUGUAGCCAUCCCCAGUGUUGAGCACAUAGCAGAUCUCCCUCUGGAUUUCAAGUUCCCCAGGUUUUCUCCUGACAAGCCGUGCACGACCGGUUACUACCCCAGACCCCCGGAUUCUUUGGUCAAGUGGUGUGAGAGUCAGUCAUAAAAAAAGAAGAAGAAAAGGAAAUAAAGAGAAGGCAAAGGGAAAAGUUUUGAGUGAAAAAAAUAGUCCUCCAUAACUCUGCCUUAAGGAGAGCAAUGUUCCUUCUUAUUCGUCUGUAUUUUCCCAUCUGACCCUCACCGCCAUCUGUGGAGCACAGGAAACAUGACGUCCUCACCUGAUCAGAGAAACCAUAUGAAUGUAAGCCAAAGUGUAUCUCUGUAAUAACACUUGAACGUUGUUUUGUAGUUUCGUGUAGUGUAAACAUGCGUUUGUGUGAGUGUCCGUGCGUGUAUACUGUAGUUCAAACAAGAGAAGUAGAGAUUUAUUGUGCCAUGUGUCGAGACCCCGGUUUUUUCCCGCAGUUGAUUUUCUGGAUUCUUUCUAAACGUUUCUAUAUGGAGGACCGUAUUUUCCGGACUAUCGAUCAAUCCGGAGCAUAAGUCGCACCAGCCAAAAAAUGCACAAUGAAGAAGAAGAAAAAAAAACAUAUAUAAGUUGCUCCGGAGUAUAAGUCGCACCAGCCAAAAAAUGCAUAAU
Cynoglossus semilaevis (tongue sole) is the source of this 2513-nucleotide messenger RNA. RefSeq names its product 5'-nucleotidase domain containing 1 (gene nt5dc1). The record is from RefSeq and is a predicted model, not a curated record. Gene Ontology annotation, molecular function: 5'-nucleotidase activity. The transcript is spliced from 12 exons. NCBI's taxonomy places the organism in Eukaryota, Metazoa, Chordata, Actinopteri, Pleuronectiformes, Cynoglossidae. Bases 600 to 1979 code for a protein of 459 amino acids.